Equus quagga is the source of this 8951-nucleotide messenger RNA. RefSeq names its product tetratricopeptide repeat, ankyrin repeat and coiled-coil containing 2 (gene TANC2). The record is from RefSeq and is a predicted model, not a curated record. Gene Ontology annotation, molecular function: protein binding. Gene Ontology annotation, cellular component: dendritic spine. The transcript is spliced from 29 exons. NCBI's taxonomy places the organism in Eukaryota, Metazoa, Chordata, Mammalia, Perissodactyla, Equidae. Gene Ontology annotation, biological process: regulation of dendritic spine morphogenesis. Bases 674 to 6901 code for a protein of 2075 amino acids.
CGCGGCGGCGGCGCUAGCGAGCGGCCGGCCGGGCGCGGGUUGCUGGGCGCGCUGCUCCGGCGGGGCCCGCUCGCUGGCACAGCCGCCCUGCGCUAGCCGCCCGCCCGGCGGGGCAAGCUGUGAGCGCUCCGAGCGCCGGGCCCCGGGCCUCCGGCGCUGCCCUGCCUUCGCCGCCGCCGCCGCCGCCGCCGCCGCCCUCCGCGCCUCCUCCGGGCGGUCCCGCCCCCGUUCCCAUCCCCCUCACGCUCACCUCCCGGCUGUGCCGCGCGCUAGGCGGAGCGAGGCGCCCGCCGCCGCCGCCGUCGCCGCCGUCGCCGCCGCCGCCGCCGCAGCGCUGAGGGGCGAGAGCCUGCACCCGCGUCGCCGCUGACAGGAGGACCGCCGCGGGCUGCGCUCCCCGGCCGCGAGGCCCCGCUGCUCCUUUCCCGGGCGCAGACCCACCGCAGGCAUCGGAGCGCGGCGAGGUCUGUGGAGAUCGCGGGCGGCGCCGGCGGGCGGCGCGGUCCUCACAGGAGACCCCGGGGACUGGGGCUAGACCCCGAGGUGCAGCGAGCCCCUCGGAGCGGCAGCACAUAUACCUUAUACCCCUAUCUUCAAGCUUCUGUGCAAAAGAUAAGCCUGAUGCCAGUCUGAUUCUCCUUCCUUUUUUUGUGAGUACUUGAAUAACACAACCAUGUUUCGGAAUAGUCUCAAGAUGCUUCUUACUGGAGGGAAAUCAAGUCGUAAAAACAGAGCAAGUGAUGGAGGGAGCGAGGAGCCACCGGAUCGAAGACAGUCGAGUGUAGACUCUCGCCAGAGCCGCUCUGGGCAAGGUGGCGUCUCCACAGAAAGCGACUGUGCUUUUGAGCCAGACUACGCCGUCCCACCACUUCCAGUGAGUGAAGGUAUGCAGCACAUUCGGAUUAUGGAGGGCAUGUCUCGCUCUCUUCCAUCCUCCCCCUUACUCACACAUCAGUCUAUCAGUGUUCGGCUCCAACCUGUGAAGAAGUUAACUGCCCCUCUGAGGAAGGCAAAGUUUGUUGAGAGCCCACGAAUUCCAGAAUCCGAGCUUGGCUCACCAACCCUCACUUCAGCUCAGAAACUGGACGUGGAUGAAUACUGCCCUGGUGAUGCUGAACAGGAGCUUGGCCCCCCUCCAUCUGUAGAUGAGGCAGCAAACACACUCAUGACUCGUCUGGGUUUCCUCCUUGGAGAGAAAGUCACAGAAGUUCAGCCAGGUGACCAAUACAACAUGGAAGUACAGGACGAAAAUCAGACCUCAGCAAUCACCCAGCGGAUAAGUCCCUGUUCCACCUUGACUAGCAGCACUGCCUCUCCACCAGCCAGUAGCCCCUGCUCCACCCUCCCUCCAGUCAGUACAAAUGCAACUGCCAAGGAUUGCAGCUAUGGGGCUGUCACUAGUCCAACUUCCACCCUUGAAAGCAGAGAUAGUGGUAUCAUUGCUACGUUGACAAGCUAUUCUGAAAACGUGGAACGCACAAAAUAUGUUGGGGAAAGCAGUAAAGAAUUAGGAUCUGGAGGAAACCUAAAGCCUUGGCAGUCUCAAAAAUCCAGCAUGGAUUCCUGUUUGUAUCGAGUAGAUGAAAACAUGACGGCUUCCACCUAUAGUCUGAAUAAGAUCCCAGACAGGAAUUUGGAAACAGUUUUAUCUCAAUCGGUACAGUCUAUUCCUCUGUAUCUUAUGCCACGGCCAAAUUCAGUAGCAGCCACAAGCUCUGCCCACUUGGAGGACCUUGCUUACCUGGAUGAGCAGAGACAUACACCUCUGAGAACUUCUCUUCGAAUGCCAAGACAGAGCAUGGGUGGUGCUCGCGCGCAACAGGAUUUAAGAGUUCGCUUUGCGCCUUACAGGCCUCCAGAUAUCUCCCUGAAGCCUCUGCUCUUUGAAGUGCCCAGCAUCACUACAGAGUCAGUGUUUGUUGGCCGGGAUUGGGUUUUCCACGAAAUAGAUGCUCAACUUCAAAGUUCCAAUGCCAGCGUGAACCAAGGAGUAGUGAUUGUGGGAAACAUUGGGUUCGGCAAAACUGCCAUCAUCUCCAGACUGGUGGCCCUCAGCUGCCAUGGUACCCGGAUGAGACAGAUUGCCUCAGACAGCCCCCAUGCCUCCCCAAAACAUGUGGAUGCCAACAGAGAGCUGCCACUCACACAGCCACCUUCAGCCCACUCAUCCAUCACCAGUGGAAGCUGCCCAGGAACUCCAGAAAUGCGCAGGCGGCAGGAGGAGGCUAUGCGGAGACUAGCCUCUCAGGUGGUUGCCUAUCACUAUUGCCAAGCGGAUAAUGCCUACACCUGCCUGGUACCAGAAUUUGUCCACAACGUUGCUGCCCUGCUCUGCCGCUCGCCUCAGCUGGCAGCCUAUCGGGAGCAGCUUCUUCGGGAGCCUCACCUACAAAGCAUGCUGAGCCUUCGGUCCUGUGUUCAAGACCCCAUGGCCUCCUUCCGGAGGGGAGUCCUGGAGCCCCUGGAGAAUCUCCACAAAGAGAGAAAAAUCCCAGAUGAAGAUUUCAUCAUCUUAAUUGAUGGAUUAAAUGAAGCAGAAUUUCACAAACCGGAUUAUGGGGAUACAAUUGUAUCAUUUCUGAGUAAAAUGAUUGGAAAAUUUCCUUCCUGGCUCAAACUAAUUGUAACAGUUAGGACCAGUUUACAGGAAAUUACCAAGCUGCUGCCUUUCCAUAGGAUAUUUUUGGAUCGACUAGAAGAGAAUGAAGCCAUAGACCAGGACCUGCAGGCUUACAUCCUGCACCGGAUACACAGCAGCUCAGAGAUCCAGAAUAACAUUUCACUUAAUGGCAAAAUGGACAAUACUACAUUUGGCAAACUCAGUUCUCAUCUCAAGACCCUCAGUCAAGGGUCCUAUCUAUACCUGAAACUCACAUUUGACCUCAUAGAGAAAGGCUAUCUAGUGUUAAAGAGCUCUAGCUACAAAGUAGUUCCUGUUUCGCUCUCUGAGGUUUAUUUACUCCAGUGCAAUAUGAAGUUCCCCACCCAGUCUUCCUUUGACCGGGUGAUGCCUCUCCUGAAUGUGGCAGUGGCCUCUCUCCACCCACUGACUGAUGAACAUAUCUUCCAGGCCAUCAAUGCUGGUAGCAUUGAAGGCACACUAGAAUGGGAGGAUUUUCAGCAGAGAAUGGAGAACCUCUCCAUGUUCCUAAUCAAGCGCAGAGACAUGACUCGUAUGUUUGUACAUCCUUCUUUUCGAGAAUGGCUUAUCUGGAGAGAAGAAGGAGAGAAAACCAAAUUUCUCUGUGAUCCCAGGAGUGGACACACAUUACUUGCCUUCUGGUUUUCCCGCCAAGAGGGAAAACUAAACCGACAGCAGACUAUUGAACUGGGACAUCACAUCCUCAAAGCACACAUUUUUAAGGGUUUGAGUAAAAAAGUUGGUGUAUCAUCCUCAAUCCUCCAAGGUCUCUGGAUCUCCUAUAGCACAGAAGGUCUUUCCAUGGCGUUGGCAUCUUUACGAAAUCUCUACACUCCAAAUAUAAAGGUCAGCCGACUGCUGAUUUUGGGAGGUGCCAACAUUAAUUACCGGACAGAGGUUUUAAAUAAUGCUCCAAUUCUAUGUGUACAGUCUCAUCUUGGUUACACAGAAAUGGUGGCCCUGCUGUUGGAGUUUGGGGCCAAUGUGGACGCAUCUUCUGAAAGCGGUCUGACUCCUCUGGGCUAUGCCGCAGCGGCAGGCUACCUGAGCAUCGUUGUGCUGUUGUGCAAGAAACGAGCCAAGGUGGAUCACUUAGAUAAGAAUGGGCAGUGUGCUUUGGUCCAUGCUGCGCUCCGAGGUCAUCUGGAAGUUGUCAAGUUUUUGAUUCAGUGUGACUGGACAAUGGCUGGUCAGCAGCAAGGAGUGUUUAAGAAGAGUCACGCCAUCCAACAGGCCCUCAUUGCUGCAGCCUCCAUGGGUUACACCGAGAUUGUCUCCUAUCUACUUGAUCUUCCAGAAAAAGAUGAGGAGGAAGUGGAGAGAGCACAGAUCAACAGCUUUGACAGUCUUUGGGGAGAGACAGCCCUGACAGCUGCAGCCGGAAGGGGCAAACUGGAGGUGUGUCGUCUGCUCUUGGAACAAGGGGCAGCAGUGGCCCAGCCAAACCGCCGAGGGGCAGUGCCCCUAUUCAGCACUGUUCGCCAGGGCCACUGGCAGAUUGUUGAUCUUUUACUCACCCAUGGAGCUGAUGUCAACAUGGCGGACAAGCAGGGCCGUACUCCCCUGAUGAUGGCUGCUUCCGAAGGCCAUCUAGGAACUGUGGACUUUCUGCUUGCACAAGGUGCCUCCAUUGCUCUAAUGGACAAAGAAGGAUUGACAGCCCUCAGCUGGGCUUGUUUGAAGGGUCAUCUUUCAGUAGUUCGUUCUCUAGUGGAUAACGGAGCUGCCACAGACCAUGCCGACAAGAAUGGCCGCACCCCACUGGAUCUGGCAGCUUUCUAUGGUGAUGCUGAGGUGGUCCAGUUCCUGGUGGAUCAUGGGGCCAUGAUUGAGCAUGUUGACUACAGUGGAAUGCGCCCUUUGGAUAGGGCAGUGGGGUGCCGGAACACUUCUGUUGUUGUCACUCUUCUGAAGAAAGGAGCCAAGAUAGGUUGUCAGACGUUACCGAGUCGCCCACGAGGUCCAGCCACAUGGGCGAUGGCCACCUCCAAACCAGACAUCAUGAUCAUCCUCUUGAGCAAGCUGAUGGAAGAGGGGGACAUGUUUUACAAGAAAGGUAAAGUAAAGGAAGCGGCCCAGCGCUACCAGUAUGCUCUGAAGAAAUUCCCUAGAGAAGGGUUUGGUGAGGACUUGAAAACCUUCCGGGAGCUAAAGGUGUCUCUUCUCCUCAACCUCUCACGGUGCCGCAGGAAAAUGAACGAUUUUGGAAUGGCGGAGGAAUUUGCUACUAAGGCCCUGGAGCUGAAACCGAAAUCUUAUGAAGCUUACUAUGCAAGAGCAAGGGCAAAACGCAGCAGCAGCAGACAGUUUGCAGCAGCCUUAGAGGACCUGAACGAGGCCAUCAAGCUAUGUCCAAACAACCGUGAGAUCCAGAGACUUCUGAUGAGAGUGGAGGAAGAGUGUAGACAGAUGCAGCAGCAGCAGCAGCAGCCACCACAGCAGCAGCCUCAGGAGCAAUUACCAGAAGAAACAGAACCUGAACCUCAGCAUGAAGAUAUAUACUCUGUUCAAGAUAUAUUUGAGGAGGAGUACCUGGAACAGGAUGUUGAAAAUGUUUCCGUUGGCCUCCAGACGGAGGCUCGGCCCAGUCAGGGGCUCCCAAUAAUCCAGAGCCCACCCUCUUCUCCAGCCCAUCGUGACUCAGCCUACAUCUCUAGCUCACCUCUAGGCUCUCAUCAAGUUUUUGACUUCCGGUCCAGUAGUUCUGUAGGUUCUCCCACUAGACAGGGCUAUCAGUCCACCUCACCUGCUCUUUCUCCAACUCACCAGAACUCUCAUUACAGACCUAGCCCACCACACACUUCCCCCGCUCAUCAGGGUGGAUCUUACCGCUUCAGCCCCCCUCCUGUGGGAGGGCAGGGCAAAGAGUACCCAAGCCCUCCCCCUUCCCCUCUCCGUAGAGGCCCUCAGUAUCGGGCCAGCCCUCCAGCUGAAAGCAUGAAUGUCUACAGAUCCCAAUCUGGUUCACCUGUACGCUAUCAGCAAGAAACAAAUGUUAGUCAGCUUCCUGGCAGACCAAAAUCUCCAUUAUCCAAAAUGGCCCAGCGACCCUACCAGAUGCCUCAGCUUCCUGUGGCAGUUCCCCAGCAAGGGCUCAGGCUGCAGCCUGCCAAGGCGCAGAUUGUGAGAAGCAACCAGCCCAGCUCAGCAGUUCAUUCAAGCACUGUCAUCUCCACAGGGGCCUAUGGCCAAGUAGCCCAUUCAAUGGCUAGUAAAUACCAGUCUUCACAAGGGGACAUAGGAGUGACUCAGAGCCGGUUGGUUUAUCAAGGGUCAAUUGGGGGGAUUGUAGGGGAUGGCAGACCUGUGCAGCAUGUCCAGGCCAGCCUAAGUGCAGGUGCCAUCUGUCAGCAUGGAGGGUUGACCAAAGAAGACCUUCCACAGCGACCUUCGUCAGCCUAUCGAGGUGGUGUAAGAUACAGCCAGACACCACAGAUUGGACGUAGCCAGUCCGCAUCCUAUUACCCAGUCUGUCACUCAAAACUAGAUCUGGAGCGUUCCUCUAGCCAGCUAGGUUCCCCUGAUGUGUCACAUUUAAUCAGAAGACCUAUUAGUGUCAACCCUAAUGAAAUCAAACCUCACCCACCAACUCCCAGGCCACUGCUGCACUCCCAAAGCGUAGGCCUUCGCUUCUCUCCAUCUAGCAAUAGUAUCUCAUCUGCCUCCAACCUAACUCCUACCUUCCGGCCAUCUUCCUCGAUUCAGCAAAUGGAGAUCCCACUAAAACCUGCUUAUGAUAGGUCAUGUGAUGAGCUGUCACCAGUGUCUCCCACUCAGGGAGGUUACCCCAGUGAGCCCACCCGAUCCAGGACCACACCAUUCAUGGGGAUCAUAGAUAAAACAGCCCGGACUCAACAGUACCCCCACCUUCACCAGCAAAAUCGGACCUGGGCAGUGUCAUCAGUGGAUACCGUUCUCAGUCCCACAUCUCCAGGCAACCUGCCUCAGCCUGAGUCCUUCAGUCCACCAUCAUCCAUCAGCAACAUUGCCUUUUAUAACAAAACCAACAAUGCACAGAAUGGCCAUUUGCUGGAGGACGAUUAUUACAGCCCACAUGGGAUGCUGGCUAAUGGGUCCCGUGGAGACCUCUUGGAGAGAGUCAGCCAGGCCUCCUCAUAUCCCGACGUGAAGGUGGCUCGGACCCUCCCUGUGGCUCAGGCAUACCAGGACAAUCUGUACAGGCAGUUGUCCCGGGACUCUCGACAAGGGCAGACAUCCCCUAUCAAACCAAAGAGACCAUUUGUGGAGUCUAAUGUUUAAAAGACGUUUGUUGGAGUGAGACCCAAAUGUUUUCACUGCACAUUUUCAGGCUUGGUUUCCACAUUUGAGGUAGUUCUCUGGCUUAAUUUCUCAUGUAGUUUCUGUGUGGUGUUCAGAGGUGGCAGCCCACAUGCUGAAAUCCUUUGCAUGCAGCCGACUGGGAAGCUGGCCUCCAGUGAGCCAGGACUUCAGUUUUCUUGUCUGUGCCCCAGCCACAUGCUCUCUCCCUCCUUCAGAUGCCAACGAGGAGAUUGUUGUGCCAUGUGCUUUAACCCAGGGAGAUCAGACACACUGGUCAGCUUUUUCCAGGAGACAAUCGCUUUCACUGAUGUUCUUGUUGUGUAAAUGUCUCUCCUUUUUUACAAAAGUAAGAUGUUCUUGUUCGUUUUCUUCUAGGAACUUUAGAAAGAGUAUAACGCCCCUUUGCCUUUGCAUUCUUAACGAGUGUUAUCCAAAUAGCCAGCCCCCAGUGCAUUCUUGUGCCAUGGUCUCCUCCCCUGGACCGCCAGCUCCCUGCAGUCAUCAGGUCUAGAAUGUUCAUUUAAAUUAUUGCUGGUCUUCCUGUGAUGGUAAAAGGAUCAAGGAGGAAGAGAAGAAAUAAGUCUGUUAAAUUGGAAGGAAAAAAACAAUAUAAUUAUUUGAAAUAUUACUACAUUGAUUUCCCAAAAGGCAUUUUAGGAACAUUUAGAAAACAAGCAGCCCUUUAAAUAUUUCAGUCAGCCAAGGAAAUUGGAUGAGAAUCAUGGAUAUUUUUAAAUAAUUCACUGAGAGUUAUUCUUUAGAUUUUUAACCAAAUUAAUCAUUAAAAGCUACUGAUUUUCCAUGGCUGGGUGGGAAAUAAAUAUAUAGAAAGAGAGAGAGAGAAAGAAAAACUGUUGUGGAUUCUCAGUGAAAGGCUGUAAAAAGUCUGUCUUGGAAGAAUCUACUUUUUAGGUCCUGAUACGUCACUGAGCAUCGUGUUCCACCAAAAGCAAACUCUUCCUGAAGGUUGACUGAUGCAAUAAUCCUGUUAGUUAGAUCUUUGCCUAAAAGCCAGAUUUUGUUCUACUGGCCCUCUUUUUUUAAAUCAGGGUGGUAUAGUGAAGAAACUGGUUCUUUGAGAAGCAAACUGAAUUCUCAUGGAACUGUAAGACUUAUUCCCAGGGUUUGCACCCAGGGCCAUUGCAUUCCGUGCCAGGUGUUGUCUAUUCCAUUUCGAGAUCUAUAGUUUCAUUAUCUAUUAUUACAAGAAUUGUUUCUUCUUUUAUCUUUCUAGGUAGGAGUGUUUGUGGAGUGAUAUUUGAAAACCAGACACAACAAAAUAUUUCAGGGUAAAAAAGACCUCUUCAGCCGUGGGUGGGGGCACAUGAGAUAGACAGCAAGUGUUCUGAUCCGGUCACCCUCCACACAUCUAUGUCCUGAGGUCAUUUGCUAACCUGUCCUUUGAGUGACUGAGGCCAGCAUGAGAUGGACAGCAAGAACACGGAAACCAAAGCCUUAGCACAGGCCUGGUACUGACCACAUCAGCUCUCAAAAUUUAACAAACUAAACAACUAAAACUAAACAAAAGAGAAUUAGUUAUUUGUUAUUAGGAAUCAUUCUGCUCUUGUUAGUAAAGGACUUACAGGAAGGGCACUUUCCUGAAUAAAAAUCCAUAUGUGACCAGACCUGCUUAUAAUAGUAUCUUCUGAAAGUAUAUUUACAACAAUGGGGAGCAUGAAACUAAGAUCAGAAACAUUACUAAUUUAGAUCUUGCCAAAUAGAGGGACCCCAAGCCUGAAAUGGGCCAGGAUCUGUCUCUCUGUGCUAGAAGCAAACAGCUGUGCUAACUCAAGACCCAGACUCUUGCCACUCUCUCUGAUGCUUAAGGACUAUCUCCUACUCAACUAGACCAGGGUGGACAUUGGUGUCUCUUCUCUUCUUUCCUCUCUCUUUGUCUCAACAGGAAGAUGGAAUGUACAGCUCUAGCAUCAGCCUACAGCCAGGAGCCCAGCAGCCUCUCAGCUCUUUCUGUCCAGGUCUCAGCCCUGUUGAGCUCUUUGUAUCUUAUCCCCUUUUUUUUCUUUUCCUU